AUGAAUUUGUACACCUUAGUUGAUUCAGCUUGGCUUGAAACAGCUCUAGCACAGAUUCAAAGGCGCACACCGUUAGCCAUUGUUCUCACAAAUGUUCCAUUAGUCAACAACACUAUUCGUUCAUCAAUUAACAAGAUAACAUUUUACAAAGCUCUCUUAUGUAAUAGACUAAUUACUAUUGAAGAGUACUUACAUCAUACAUACAAACUUCAAGAGUUUACUACUUUCUACAUUAAAUAUAAUAAUCGACUCUACGAGUGUUCAUCCAUUUUGAAACACAGAGAUGACACUCUCCUUACCGAUUAUUUGAUAUUACAAAGUUCAAACGACUCUCGUAUACAGGAAGAACCCUCAUCAGCCAGCACUCCUCUACAACGCCAGCUUUCAUCAGCCAGCACUACCAACUCUGUUCCACAGCAACAGCUCUCAACAGCCAACGCUCCUCUACAAAGCCCACUUUCUGCCAACACCCCGCCACAACGCCAACUCUCUGCCAACGCUCCUCUUCAACGCCAGCUUUCAUUAGCCAGCAGUACCAACACCCCCCACAGCCACAACUCUCUGCCAUCACUCCCCCACAACGACAGCUCUCUGCCAACUCUCUUCGACAGCAACAACUCUCUGCCAACACCCAGACACAACUCCAGCUCUUGGCCAACUCUCUUCCACAGCAACAACUCUCUGCCAACACCUCGGCGCAGCAACAACUCUCUGCCAACACCCAGACACAACGCCAACUCUCUGCCAACGCUCCUCUUCAACGCCAGCUUUCAUUAG
Trichomonas vaginalis G3 is the source of this 777-nucleotide messenger RNA. RefSeq lists its product as uncharacterized. NCBI's taxonomy places the organism in Eukaryota, Parabasalia, Trichomonadida, Trichomonadidae. The record is from RefSeq and is a predicted model, not a curated record. The transcript has a single exon. Bases 1 to 777 code for a protein of 258 amino acids.